Molecule: messenger RNA, 2660 nt
Organism: Patella vulgata (common limpet)
Lineage: Eukaryota; Metazoa; Mollusca; Gastropoda; Patellidae
Biological process (GO): DNA recombination; DNA integration
Molecular function (GO): DNA binding
Source: RefSeq, a predicted model, not a curated record
GCGGACGGAGUGAAUAUUUGUGAUUUCUUUAGACAUUUUAAGGGUAAUUUUAAGGGCAGACCCUAUGAUUCUGACACCCCACCGAGUCGCAUGUUUGAGAAUUCUUCCGUUUGUAAAGACUUCAGCAUUUUUAUUCGUGAAGAAUUAAAGGAAAGAAUUCGUAGCGGGUGUAUCCGUGUCUGGGGUAGAGUAGGUUCAUGUCCCCUUCCCAAAAUUAUUAUGCCUUUGACGGUAGAAACUUCGAAGCUUCGUCUUUGCCACGGCGAACGGUUUUUGAAUCAGUGGAUCAAGGAUUUAGACACUCUAAGAGAUGUGCAUCGUUUAAUCCAUAGGGAAGCUUUUAUGGUAUCUUUUGAUGCAAAAUCGGGUUAUGAUCAUGUCCGGUUGUCUGAGUCAUCUCAGACGUAUUUUGGGAUACAAUUCGGAGAGUGGAUUAUGUCGUACACUACUUUGCCUUUCGGCUGGAAAGCCUCCGCGAUUAUAUAUCAAUCCGUGGGUAUGGUCGUUACCUCUUAUCUUCGUAGUUUCGGGGUUAGAACAACUCAAUAUAUUGAUGACCGGUUAGGGGGGGGGGGGGUAUUGGGUAGCCAAGAAGCGCAGGUAAGGGUGGUAGCUUACUCAAUGAUUGAGUUAAUCACAAGGUUGCGUUAUACAUUGUAAAUUGGGAAGUGCGUUUUCACACCGGUUAAAUGUAUUAAAUUCUUAGGAUUUUUUGUGGAUUCGGUGACAGAAGCUUAUAUUUUGCCACCGGAAAAAAAUGAAUCGUUUAUUGAGCCCAGGGAGUUUAUUUUGUCCGUCGAGCGUGUUGGGGUAAAAACUUUACAAAGAUUUAGUGGUAAAUGUAUUUCCUUGUCCUUGGCCAUUCCCGGGUGUAAGUUAUGUUGCAGAGAGAUAAACUUGGGGAUAUUUUUUUGCCAGAAGAAUAGUUCAAUGGUAACUGUUGGAAGCGAAUUGCGGACUGAGAUGCAGCAUUGGAGGUUUUUGGAUAAUUGGGAGGGACAUUCCAAAUGGCACCCGGAGUCCCAUCGCGACUAUUUUCAGGCGGAUGAUGCAGGAUCCAUACACUUGAAGGAAGCUGCGGCGGUCCUAGAAUCUUUUUGCUCCUUGACUUCUGAACUUAGGGAUAGCCGUGUGGGUGUUUAUACGGAUAAUAUGUCAGAUAUUCAUGCUUGGAACAAUCAAGGUGUUCGGCAUAGGGCUUUGAAUGAGUUAACGAAAGAAAUGCUUCGAAUGAUCAUGGGGCUGAAUAUUGAUUUGAGAUUAAAUUAUAUAUCGUCAAAAGAAAAUCCCUUUCCCGUAAAUAGAUUAUUUGGAUACGAAAUUAUCUCUGGGAAUUCAUGGGCCCUUAUUGAAUCAGCGUUUGGCCCGCAUUCUGCUGAUCUCUUGGCGUGGGAUUCUAAUUCUAUGACGAGGAGGCACUUCACGCCUGAUCCCACUCCCGAAAGUUCUGGGGUCAAUGUAUUUGCUCAGCAAAUUCGCGAAGAAAUCAACCCGUAUGCCCCACCCUUUUCACUUAUUUUUCCGGUUUUGUGUCUUUUGAGGGAUGAAAGGGUCGAAUCAUGCACGUUUGUGGUUCCAAUCUUCUACCCAGUUCCCGUUUGGACCCCAUUAUUGCAUACUCACUUGUUUUCGAGUGUACUGUUGGGCUCCGUUCGAGAGUGUGGUAUCCUGGAGGUCCUGUCUAAGAAGGGAUUUCGUGGAGAUACCCGUGGAUUAAUGUGGCGAUUGUCUGCUUACAGACUGUGUUUUAAAUAUUUAACACUUAAAGAAAGAUUCGUUCUGCUGCGUGACCAAGCUUGGUUUAAACUUCAAUUUUUCGCCGGUGAUCGAGCUUGUGAUCGUGCAAGGGUUGUUUGCCAUGACAUUAGAAGCCUGGACGAUGCAUCCGGUUUCGUUUUCAAUCAUACUUUUGGGAAAACACUCCGCGGUUUAAAGGCGAAGAAAAACUAGUUUGUUAUUAAGCGUUGUGAGGAUAAGCUUAUUUAUCCUGUCUAUGCAUUGCGUAGCUGUAGGCUAAUGGGUGUCAAUUUAUCGAAUGGUUAUCUGUUUCGGAUUGUGUCGGAUUCUGGUACCGCCCUUGAUAAUCCUGUUACCUAUUCUGUCGUUUAUGGGCGGCUUCGUUUGUAUUUGUCCACUCUGGGUCUCUAUCAGAGUGAAACCCCACAUAGUUUCAGAAGUGGGUGCGCCUUCACCCUGGCUCUAUCGAAUCCAGACGUUGACCUGAGGGAAAUUAUGGACCACUGUGGUUUAUUUACCGAAGGAAGUGCUGAAUAUUAUUCUCGAGCCGGUGUAAGGAAUAGUAUGAGAGAGAGAGAAAUGGGGUUUAACGUCCACUCGACACAAACUAGGUCAUUUCGGGACCAACAUAUGGUUUAAUUUUUUUUAUUUCAAUAAUUCGCUUGCGCGUAGGGGUCUUUAGCAGUGGGAGGAAACCGGAGGACCCGGGGAAAACUCACGAGGUUGGACAGGCGACCCUACUCCUUGUCACGUACAACCGGGGAAUCGAAACCCCGCCAGUUGACUCAAUGACAGACCGUAUGAUAAAGCGCGCGCGUGCUAACCAUUCGGCCAUCCAACCCCCCGGAAUAGUAUGAGAGUAGCACAUAGACUAGCCGAAGGUGUACCCAAUGCCCAUACUAUAGAAGCCAUUUUUAAUCGUG